GGCAGUUACAAAAAGGGAGCCAGUGACCUCUCGUGCCACCAAGUACAAAGUACCCAUCGAUGCCCAAACCUCCCGUACCCGGGGCUUUGGUUAAGGAGCAUGAUAUAUCCACCAAGCAGCUCAUGGACGACGCGCUAGUGGACCACGACGUGAGUGAAAGUGGCGGUGACUCGGACGACGAGUCGACCAAGCCAGCGCCCGUGAAACCGACCCCCAUGAUCCAAAAAGCCAUGUACAAGAUCAACUCGUACACAGCCUUGACCAAGCUGGAUAAAGGGGGCGCACAAACGCCGAAUGCUGCGACACCGACGGAAACUCGCCGCGCAUCGGUCAGGCCGGAGGCGGACGUCGUGUGCAGCCGGUGCGCGGGGAGCAAGGACAUGCCGAGUCUGCAUUUCGCGGCGUACGCCGGCCACGCUUCGUGUUUGGCCAAGUUGGUCCAAGACACGGGGUUCGUGGCUCAGGAUAAACACCACCGGACGCCCCUCUUCUACGCGUGCGCGUCCAACCAAGCCGAGUGCACAAAACUUCUGCUGCAGCUUCGCCCGCAGUGGAUUGACAUGCCGGAUUCGCAGCUUGACACGCCUGUGCACGUGAGCUGUUUCUUUGGGUGGGAGGUGUGUUUAGAGCUGUUGUUGGCGGCAGGAGCCAACCCCCACGUCCGCAACGCCAAGGGAUUUCGACCCAGUCAUAUCACAAAGACGCCUGCGUGUUUGAAAAUCCUCGUGGGGCAUGGGGACGACUUGCUCCAAGGGGACAAACUCGGGCGGACGCCGUUGUUUGUCGCAUGCACGCGGAAUCGGGUCGAUUGUGUCGAGUUUUUAUGUCAGUGGGACUACCAAGUGCACUCGUGGAUGCUAGAACAAGAAGAUGACCGAAACGAUCGGCCGAUCCACGCCGCGGCUUGCAACGGCAGCGUCGGCAGCCUCGAGGUCUUGGUCAAGUAUGGCGCCGACGUUUUUGCCCGAAAUGCACGAGGGCUCACGGCGGUCGAUCUGGCAGUCAACAACCACCACACGCCGUGCGUGGAACUAUUGCAGAAAGCUAUCAAAGACUCGGAAACAGCGUCGACGUGGUUUCAUCCUGCCAACGCCAGGCACGACAAUCGCCCGCAAACGUCAAGCGAGUGGAGCGAAUGCAUGGACACGGACAGUGGCUACGUGUUUUUCUACAACAACAUGACGGGGAAAUGCCAGUGGGAACGACCAGACGGAUAUGAAGUUCCCCCCGAUCCGAAUAGCACAGACGGAAUAUCGUCCGCUGUCCCAGACAACGCCGUUGUCGCCGUCACCACGCAUCCCCCUGAAGACGACGGAGGGGACUAUGUGUGGGUGAAAAAGAAGAAGAAAACGAUCAGCGUGGUCGCGAGCACCCAGUUGGAAUGGACGGUGGUGCAAGAUCCAGGCUCGAAAGCCAUAUACUACAAGAACACGCUCACGGGCGAGUCUCAGUGGGAAGAGCCCGAGGCGAUUCAAAAGCUGCAGCACGAUGCCCAAGCGCACACGUCGCAGCACGCCCAAGAGUUGUGGGACGAGCUCAACAAGUCCCGCGAUGCACUGGCAGAGAAACUCGAAGCCGAACGAAGUCGGCAGUUGGCCCUCACCACCGCCACCACGCAAGCGUUUCAGGCGUCGAUCCAGGCGCGCCGGGAGGAAAUGCAUCAAAAGGAGCUCAAAACGUUGUUGCCCAAGUCGUCAUUUGUUAAGGCCAAGCACAAACCGCCGUCGAUGCGAGGAUCGAUGAUGAAGAUGUCCAUGCACACGAUUCAAGACGUUGACAACGAAAACACGGACGAUUCCGACGCGCUCACGAAAUUGUGCGACGACGAGCCGUUUUUGAAUUUGUUUCUCGGGUCGUUCAUUCGGUACGACUCGACGACCGGUAGCAGCCAACAAGCCCGGCUCGUUGGCUCCAAACGCAGCUUGAAGUUGGACAUGACGGGCGCCCAGCGCAUUUACAAUGGCAUUUUUCACUACUACCUGACACUCUUGGACCCGUUCAACGUUGUGGGCAUGUCGAAAGGUCAAUUUCGAGUGUUGUUAAAGGACGCGGGGUUGCUUCCCAACCCAGGUGGAAGUGCCCCAGGGAACUUUGCCCCGCCGCUCAAACUGCAUGCGGCCGACAUGAUUUUCACGUUGCUAGCCACUCUCGACACCCGGGCGACGUUAAAAGAGUCGACGAUGCUCAUAACUGGGUUUUACAAGGCUAUGGUGAAUGUGGGCGAGCGAGCGGUGGCCACGCUGGACGAAAAGGUCGAAGCGGGCAUCGACGACGUCGACGCGUGGUUCUGUACCGAGUUCAUGCUGCCGCUGCUGCGCCGCCUCGCGAGUAAAAUGGCCGAAAAUGUCAAGCGAUACAAGGACAUUGACGCGGCGAUGGUGGGGGACCCACAAGUAAUGGCCCUCGUCGCGGGCAACCGCGUGCAGCUGCAAACGCUCCAUCGCUUCUACAGCAGCGACUUGAGGUUCAAACUCAUGACGUUCCAAACGCUGAGUCAACUCGCCACGGACUUUGGCCUGACGCCGACGCUGUGCUGCUCCGUGCCGACGUUGUAUCACGUGUGCGAAGCCAUCAAUUGGAUCAACGGCCACUCGUACACAGUGGUCAUUUCCUUUGAAAAGUUUGUGCAAAUUAGUCGGACGCUGGCGGUAUGACCGACCCCCCUUGGUUGAUGGAUCGCGAACGGCUAAAACAAGCAAAAAUGGUGAUACCUGUGGGAUGGUGGUUGUAGGUGCUGUUUCCCCAAGACGGCGCGACGGGGGAAGUAGCAUGCUGGCAAGCGUUUUUAGCGCUACUCAACACCCAUCGCCACAACCGCGCCACGACGUUGGGGACGGGCCCCCUCAACUUUGUACCGUUUUUAACCGACCUCAACCAAGUUCCAGCGAUGCAAGAGGCCAAGCCCCUUUUACCACCCAUGGAACAAGACGAAGAAGAUCCGGGAGACGAUAUGUAACGUUAGUGAAUGUAAAUUAUACAAAGGGUUUUGUUGGUGUGAA
This is a messenger RNA of Aphanomyces astaci, 2999 nucleotides long. RefSeq lists its product as hypothetical. Lineage: Eukaryota; Oomycota; Saprolegniomycetes; Saprolegniales; Verrucalvaceae. Bases 60 to 2654 code for a protein of 864 amino acids. Gene Ontology annotation, molecular function: protein binding. The record is from RefSeq and is a predicted model, not a curated record. The transcript has 12 exons.